Colletotrichum paranaense is the source of this 471-nucleotide messenger RNA. RefSeq lists its product as uncharacterized. The coding region runs from base 1 to 471 and encodes 156 amino acids. The record is from RefSeq and is a predicted model, not a curated record. Gene Ontology annotation, molecular function: oxoglutarate dehydrogenase (succinyl-transferring) activity. Gene Ontology annotation, biological process: 2-oxoglutarate metabolic process. Lineage: Eukaryota; Fungi; Ascomycota; Sordariomycetes; Glomerellales; Glomerellaceae. The transcript has a single exon.
AUGUUCGCUACCAGAGUCCUCCGCCAGGCCGCCGCUCACGCCGAGCGUACCCCGAGCAUCAAGUUCCUCGGCCGCCGCUCCAUUCCUUGUACGUCUGCUCUAACUGAAGUUCUCACCAACGUCCGUUCCCACGAUACUAACAAGACCUCACCAGCUUCCAUCGACCACAGCCCCGCGCCUCACCCAGCUUCGCCCACCGGCAAGCUUCCCGCCAACUUUGGCAACGGCUCCGCCUCCCCCAAGCACACCAGCUUCAGCUCCUACCGCGACCACGCCCAGCAGCACGGUCCCCUCCAGCGCACCAUCGGUUCCGGCGUAGGUGGCUCUACCGGCCACCAGCUCGGCUCCGUCGUUCCCCCCUCUGGCGUCGCUUUUGACCGCUCCGAGCUCCCUGCCCGUUUCCGCCGCCAGCCCCUCGACAUGGCUGAGAUCGAGGCUGUCGAGUCCGGCGGCGCUGCCCUCUUCGGCUGA